Messenger RNA from Vicia villosa (hairy vetch), 1476 nucleotides. RefSeq names its product very-long-chain enoyl-CoA reductase. NCBI's taxonomy places the organism in Eukaryota, Viridiplantae, Streptophyta, Magnoliopsida, Fabales, Fabaceae. Gene Ontology annotation, biological process: very long-chain fatty acid biosynthetic process. The record is from RefSeq and is a predicted model, not a curated record. The transcript has 5 exons. Bases 330 to 1265 code for a protein of 311 amino acids. Gene Ontology annotation, molecular function: oxidoreductase activity, acting on the CH-CH group of donors.
GUUGUCCUACUCCUAACCAUAUGACAUUAAUGCAUACAUGGCCUCAUCUUCUACUAACCAUACCUCACAUUAAUCUAUCCUUCAUCUUAAAUUCUCCAUUUUUCUAUCAAAUUUCUUAAAUCUCCCAUUUUGCUUUCUAUAUUGAGGAACACACAAACAUUGCACACAAUCUUCCCCAAUUCAGGUAAUUCCAAUUCCCCCUUUUCCUCUUAUUUCCCAAUCCUUACCAAAAUCUUCAGGUUCUAGUUCUAUUGAAUCUUGCAUAUGAUCUUUCAGUGAAGUGUGUUGCUGAAACUGUUUGGUGAAGUGGGUGUGUUUUGGUUUUCAAGAUGAAGGUCUCUUUGGUUUCUAGGAGUGGAAGAGAAAUUGUUAAAGGUGGCAUUGAGCUUGGUGAUUCUGCUACGGUUGCAGAUUUGCAGGAGGCGAUUCACAAGCGAAUCAAGAAGCAUCCAUCGAGGCAGCGCCUGACACUUCCUGUCCAACCAGGAUCGAAGGAAAAGCCGAUUGUACUUAACUAUAAAAAGAGUUUGAACGACUAUACGAGUGGAAAUUCUGAAACCUUAACCGUACAAUUCAAGGACUUAGGUCCACAGGUUUCUUACCGUACGCUUUUCUUCUUCGAGUAUUUGGGGCCGUUGCUUCUCUAUCCAAUCUUCUAUUACUACCCUGCUGUCUACCAAUAUUUCGGCUACAAAGACGAACAUGUCAUCCACCACCCCGUGCAAACAUAUGCCAUGUACUAUUGGUGUUUCCAUUACGCCAAACGAAUUCUGGAAACAUUUUUUGUGCAUCGCUUCAGCCACGCAACCUCGCCUCUUUCCAAUGUUUUCCGCAACUGUGCUUAUUACUGGACCUUCGGCUGUUACAUCGCUUACUACGUGAACCAUCCAUUAUAUACACCUGUGAGUGACCUUCAAAUGAAGAUCGGGUUUGGGUUCGGGGUACUUUGUCAAGUUUCGAAUUUCUAUUGCCAUAUAAUACUGAGGAAUCUUCGCGGACCUGCUGGAGAAGGUGGAUACCAAAUCCCACGCGGCUUUCUCUUCAAUAUUGUUACUUGUGCUAAUUACACAACAGAGAUCUACCAGUGGUUGGGCUUCAACAUUGCUACGCAAACCAUUGCCGGUUAUGUAUUUGUUGCAGUUGCUACUUUCAUCAUGACCAACUGGGCUCUCGCAAAGCACAGGCGCUUGAAGAAGUUGUUUGAUGGAAAGGAAGGGAGGCCGAGGUAUCCUCGGCGGUGGGUGAUAUUGCCUCCGUUCCUGUAGAAGCCGAAGCGGCUAAUCUCACAAGGAUUCUGAGAUUAUUAUAGCACAAUGAAGUUUUAGUUAUUUAUUAUUCACAUUUUAUUAAGUCUGAAUUUGUUUUUCAAUGUUUUAGCUAUGAAGUUGAUUUACAAGUUAUUGAAGUGAUUUGUUUGUGUUGGAUAUUUGUAAGCAUUUCUUGUUUAUGGUAUUGAGGAAUCUUGAUUCUUAAGAA